CCGGACCGACCCGGGACGACUCCGGACCGACCCGGGACGACUCCCGCCCGGACUGACUCCGUACGACCCAGACCCCGGCCCCGGACACGCCCCGAGCGAUCCCGACCCGGGACUACCCCGGCCGGGGCGCGCCUCCUGCGGGCGAGCGGGCGGGCAGGCGGCGGGGCCGGGGCGCCCUUGGCGGGGGCAUGCGCGUGGCAUGGCCUCGGCGGUGUUUGAGGGCACGUCGCUCGUGAACAUGUUCGUGCGCGGCUGCUGGGUGAACGGCAUCCGCAGGCUCAUCGUCAGCCGGCGCGGCGACGAGGAGGAGUUCUUCGAGAUCCGCACGGAGUGGUCGGACCGCAGCGUGCUCUACCUGCACCGCAGCCUCGCCGACCUGGGCCGCCUCUGGCAGCGCCUGCGCGACGCCUUCCCCGAGGACCGGCCCGAGCUGGCGCGGGGGCCGCUGCGGCAAGGACUGGUUGCCAUAAAGGAAGCCCACGACAUAGAGACCAGGCUCAAUGAGGUGGAGAAGCUGCUGAAGACGAUCAUAAGCAUGCCUUGUAAAUAUUCUAGAUCAGAAGUUGUACUCACCUUCUUUGAAAGAUCUCCUCUGGAUCAGGUGUUAAAAAAUGAUAAUGUACAUAAAAUUCAACCCAGCUUUCAAAGUCCAGUCAAAAUAUCAGAAAUCAUGAGGUCCAAUGGAUUUUGUUUAGCAAAUACCGAAACAAUAGUAAUUGACCACAGUAUACCAAACGGAAGAGACCAGCACCUGGGCGUGGACCCGACAGAGCACUUAUUUGAGAACGGCAGUGAGUUUCCUUCAGAGCUGGAGGACGGGGAUGACCCGGCAGCUUACGUCACCAACCUGUCGUAUUACCACCUGGUCCCCUUCGAGACAGACAUUUUGGACUGAGCCUCUCCAUCGGGCCUCCCCCGCCUCAGCCCUUCACUGCCAGUUCUGGUGCUGUCCACUGUACUGGCCGCCAUGGCCACCACUGCUGCCCCAGCCCUGGACCUCCCAGAGGACCCAGGCCCCACUGACGCUAGGAGACCGGGGUAUCCUGCAAGUGGAGCAGCGGGGGCUCCUAGUGGUCCAGGCUGACCGCGGAAUCUCCAGCAAUCUGAGCCCACGGUGCAGAGGCCACAAGGCCUUUGUUCUGAGGGUCUUCGCUCCCCGCUUGGUGCUGGCCGGGCUGCGCUUCAGGGCUGGGACAGCUCCUGUGAGCUCGCUCUCACUGUGACUGCGUCCUAGGAGCUGCAUCCACAGUGGCCCAGUCCCCCCGGCCACCCUGGCUCCCCACUGUUCCCUCCCACGGCAAACACAUAAAACAUCUUGAGGGAGAUUUUGACAAGUCACCCGUUCCAGAUGCCACAGGCAGGGGAUGUUUAGUAAUCCAGGAUUUCUCUGAGAACUGGGAGGUAUGGCUUUUUGUUGUUGUUGCUUUUGACCUUUUAUCUGGAAACUGGGUUUGGGUCAACCCAAGAGUGUUUGCAGAAGGCCCAGCAUGGUGGGGUAUUGGCUGCAGGGCGGGGAAGGCAUUUUGACCAGACGCCCUUGUGAGCUUGAACUGAGCGAGCCUUGGUGGUUCUUCCCAGAAGAAAGGAAUUGCUUCCCGGCCUGCCAGGUCUCCCGGCCUUCAGCACGGGUCCCGGUGCUGCAGCCACAACACCCUGGUGCGCUCAUUGACAGAGUUGCCAUCGUGAACCUGAAAGGACGGGAAUGGAGGGAAGCCGGGCUCCUUGCCCACGGGAGAGGAUCCCCGUGCUUCCAGCGUCUCUGCUCGCAGUGUCUACUAACGACCGACAUUUGCUCAUGUAAAUAAUAGUAAAUUAUUGAGAAUUCUAAUUCUUUUACACAAUCUGUUUUUAAUCUAUUUUAAUUAAAUAAAAUCUGUGCUCUACUUUGGUCUGUC
This is a messenger RNA of Saimiri boliviensis boliviensis (Bolivian squirrel monkey), 1895 nucleotides long. RefSeq names its product PX domain containing 1 (gene PXDC1). NCBI's taxonomy places the organism in Eukaryota, Metazoa, Chordata, Mammalia, Primates, Cebidae. The record is from RefSeq and is a predicted model, not a curated record. Gene Ontology annotation, molecular function: phosphatidylinositol binding.